Molecule: messenger RNA, 387 nt
Organism: Oppiella nova
Lineage: Eukaryota; Metazoa; Arthropoda; Arachnida; Sarcoptiformes; Oppiidae
Source: the annotation of a GenBank genome assembly
UUGAAUAUCGAAAUAGUUUUUUAACGUAUUUGUGGUUUAAUUAGAUUUUGCGUUACAGAGGAUUAGUUGUGAAUUAAAUAGAUGUGUUAGCUUGGUGUUGACACAAUAAAUAUGAAUUCACUAUAUUAUGUAUGUUUGGCUAUGUGUGCGUUGAUUCCGGUGAUUAUAUGCGAUACAAAUGUGGAGAAGUGUAGCGAGAAAUGCGAGCCACAGAAGUGUCAGCCGCCCGAAGACUGUUUGGCAGGAGUUAUCAAAGACGGCGAGAGGUGUUUCAACGAGACGCUGAGGAAGAAGUUGCCGCGAAGUUACGAGAUAUACGCCGAUUGUGGUGAGAAUCUGGUCUGUAAGAUGCGGACAGACAUGGAGGCCAAUGACCCGCCGGAAGCC